GAAACAUCAUCCAGACCUGAACAAUAUCGACGCUACUCAAGCAAUAUCGUUUUCGUAAAACGCAUCAAGAACGCGGCAUUGUGUUCAAAUCGCUCGCAGAUGUAUUUCAUUUUGAUUGGAUAUUGAGAUGUCCUCUUAUCCAGAUACCGCGACCCCGACUCAAUUGGCGGCUGUUGAAGAGAGACUUGUGGGCCGAAAACUGCGUCUGGCGGGCAAAUUACUAUCGUAUGAUCCUGUCACAGGACUUGGUAUCCUCCUGGACCGUGACGCUGCCGUCCUAGUGGAUGUGUCGCUCUGUGUCGACCACUGGUCGGGUCAAUGGGUUCGAGAGCGACUGGGGGUAAUUAUGGUGAUAGGGCAUCUGGAAAAGAGUGAUGAGGAAAUGCCGAUACCGACGAUUCCGUCAUUUGCUCCCGCGCCAGCUCUUGAUCCCCACUUGUUUCUUCGCGCAAUACUUGCAACAAAGGCGGGGGACCUUGAUUUGGAGAUAUGGAAUAAGUCUAUCGAAGCCUUAGCUUUGGCCGAGAACGUGAAUGCUUGAGCACGCGAUUACGAAGUACGCCUCUGUCCACGUACCACAGAAUAAUGAAAAGAAUUUUACUGGCUGUUUCUGUGCUUCAGCUUGCCGUUGAUUUUUCUGACAAUUUAAUGACAUG
Molecule: messenger RNA, 656 nt
Organism: Desarmillaria tabescens
Lineage: Eukaryota; Fungi; Basidiomycota; Agaricomycetes; Agaricales; Physalacriaceae
Exons: 3
Coding region: 128-541 (137 amino acids)
Source: RefSeq, a predicted model, not a curated record